Molecule: messenger RNA, 6275 nt
Organism: Vidua chalybeata
Lineage: Eukaryota; Metazoa; Chordata; Aves; Passeriformes; Viduidae
Gene: KLC1
Product: kinesin light chain 1
Exons: 17
Coding region: 409-2322 (637 amino acids)
Biological process (GO): axo-dendritic transport
Cellular component (GO): membrane-bounded organelle; kinesin complex; cytoplasm
Molecular function (GO): kinesin binding
Source: RefSeq, a predicted model, not a curated record
CAGGGGCGGCGGCCGCAGCCGCAGCAGCAGCAGCCGGGGCGGUGGUGGCGGCUGCCGGCAGCUGUCAGCGCCCGCUCCGCCGGCGCCGACCACCGCGGCCCUGCCAGCGCCUUGCGGGGAGCACUGGGUGCGCCGUGGUGCUGACUCGCUUCUUUCUCGCCUUCCCUCCCUCUCUCCGGUCCUCUCUCCCCCCAAAAAAACCCUUUUCCUUCCUCCCUUUCGCCCGCCCAUCGCUGACAUCCUCCUCCGGCCGCCUCCCCGCCCCGGGCUGCGCGGCCCCCGCCGCCCCAGCGAGCGCUGCGCACAUCGCCCGAGCUGCAGCACCGAGCGGUCACCUGCCGUGCCGUAGUCGGAGGCGAUUCAUAUAGACUUAGGUCUUGCCUGGAUUUCUGCACCUCCAAAAUAAGAAUGUAUGAAAACAUGUCCACAAUGGUGUAUUUAAAGGAAGAGAAGUUGGAGAAACUUACUCAAGAUGAAAUCAUUGCCAAAACGAAGCAAGUGAUUAAUGGACUAGAGGCACUGAAGAAUGAACACAAUUCAAUUUUACAGAGCUUACUUGAAACACUGAAAUGUUUGAAGAAAGAUGAUGAAACUAAUCUGGUUGAAGAAAAAUCAAACAUGAUUCGAAAGUCACUGGAAAUGCUGGAACUUGGCCUUAGUGAAGCACAGGUAAUGAUGGCCUUGUCAAAUCACUUAAAUGCAGUGGAAUCAGAGAAGCAGAAAUUGCGGGCUCAGGUUCGCCGGCUAUGCCAGGAGAAUCAGUGGCUGCGGGAUGAACUCGCCAAUACACAGCAGAAACUACAGAAAAGUGAGCAGUCUGUGGCUCAGCUGGAGGAGGAAAAGAAACAUCUAGAAUUCAUGAAUCAAUUAAAAAAAUACGACGAUGAUAUUUCACCAUCAGAGGAUAAAGAUACGGAUUCCACCAAAGAGCCUUUGGAUGAUCUAUUUCCCAAUGAUGAAGAUGACCAAGGACAAGGAAUUCAACAGCAGCACAGCAGUGCAGCAGCUGCUGCCCAACAAGGUGGCUAUGAAAUUCCAGCAAGAUUACGGACCCUACAUAAUCUUGUUAUCCAGUAUGCUUCCCAGGGUAGAUAUGAGGUUGCUGUACCUCUCUGUAAACAAGCUCUUGAAGAUCUGGAGAAGACUUCGGGUCAUGACCAUCCUGAUGUUGCCACUAUGUUGAACAUACUUGCUUUGGUGUACAGAGACCAGAACAAAUACAAAGAUGCAGCAAAUCUCCUGAAUGAUGCCUUGGCCAUCCGUGAAAAGACUUUGGGCAAAGAUCAUCCAGCGGUGGCAGCAACUCUUAAUAAUCUUGCAGUACUCUAUGGUAAAAGGGGAAAGUACAAAGAAGCAGAACCGUUGUGUAAGCGAGCUCUGGAAAUCAGAGAAAAGGUCCUGGGGAAGGAUCACCCUGAUGUUGCCAAGCAGUUAAAUAACUUGGCUUUGCUAUGCCAGAACCAGGGUAAAUACGAGGAGGUUGAAUAUUACUAUCAGAGGGCACUUGAAAUCUACCAAACUAAGCUGGGACCAGAUGAUCCAAAUGUUGCAAAAACAAAGAACAAUCUGGCAUCCUGCUAUCUAAAACAGGGCAAGUUUAAGCAAGCAGAAACUUUAUACAAAGAGAUUCUUACUCGUGCUCACGAACGGGAGUUUGGCUCUGUAGAUGAUGAAAAUAAGCCUAUCUGGAUGCAUGCAGAAGAGAGGGAAGAAUGCAAAGGAAAGCAAAAAGAUGGCACAUCUUUUGGAGAAUAUGGUGGCUGGUACAAAGCUUGCAAAGUUGAUAGUCCAACAGUAACAACUACUUUAAAGAACCUUGGGGCACUUUACAGACGACAGGGCAAAUUUGAAGCUGCUGAAACAUUAGAAGAGGCAGCAAUGAGAUCUCGUAAACAGGGUCUUGACAAUGUUCACAAACAGAGAGUGGCCGAGGUGCUGAAUGACCCUGAGAGCAUGGAGAAGCGGCGGAGCAGGGAGAGCCUCAACGUGGAUGUGGUAAAGUACGAGAGUGGCCCUGAUGGCGGCGAGGAAGUGAGUAUGAGCGUAGAGUGGAACGGGGAUGGCACUGGAUCUCUAAAGCGCAGUGGUUCCUUUAGCAAGCUCCGAGCUUCCCUUAGGCGCAGCAGCGAGAAGCUGGUUAGGAAGCUGAAGGGAGGAAAUUCCCGGGACAGUGAACCAAAGAACCCAGGCAUGAAGCGUGCCAGUUCUCUGAAUGUUCUUAACAUGGGUGGCAAGGCUACUGAAGAUCAUUUUCAAGAACGAAAUAAUUGUCUGACAGACUCGCGAGCUCUGAGUGUCAGUCAUUCUGAUCUGGCGCAUUGAGAUUUGGGACAGAAGCUAGCUAAUAUUCCUGUGUGAAUAAAGAAGCACUGAGACCUUCAAAGCUUUGGUUCCUCAUCCUUGUCUAUAGGAACACCUAGUUUGUAGAUGUUGUUGUUUUUUUUCCAAUGGACUGCUGUUUUUACUUUUUAAAUAGGGACAAUUUUAAACACAGCAUUAGUGAGUGUUUUCUUCUGAGGGAAAACUAUAGAUACAUAUUGCUCGUUGCACUGCCCCUGUUCAUGCUACUUACAUAAAUUUCUUUAAUAGAUCUGACUGUUACAGCAGCCAAAAAAAAAGAGUAAAAGAACAAACACAUUCAAUGCAUAUCAAAAUGCAACAGUGUUGGAAAAUAUAAGCAAACUGUGUGGCAGUAAAUACAUAUAGUGCUGGAAUGAGAAAUGGAUAAAUUUAUGUGCAUUACUGUAAAAAUUCCAGUUCAAGCAUUCUGUAGUGGUGGGGUUUGCCCUUGCACCACUGAUUCUUGUAAUGGUAGAAGCCUUGGCUAGCAAAACAGCACUUAGACAUGACUGACUUAACCACUAGACUGAGCUAUUAAAUCUUACAGAAGUGAUGGCUGGGGGUAAGUUACAUUUAGAAUGAAUAGCAACACCUGUGACCAUAACUUCUGAUAUUGUAAGUCUUAGGGCACAAUAGUCAACGGAUAUAGGAUGGUUUGUUUACAUCAGGAGAAAUGGAAAAAAACCUUUACUUUGUGUGAUUGAAGAAUACUCAAGUUUUUGGACUGCAACUGUCCCAGAGCAGCUGCUGCUGCUUUCAGGGGAGCAUCGAGCCUCAGGUUGACUUCCUCGCUUGUCCACUGGAAUUCACAGUACCAUUCUCUGUUUGCUGAAAGUGCCCAACAUUUCCUUAUGCUGAUCCCAAACCUGCCUUUUCCCACACCAGCUGGUGACAGCAGAAGCAGGCACUGCAUGCCAGGAUGUCACACUGCAGAGUGGCUGCUCUGCAAGGAACCACUCCGUGCUGAGGGCCCUCGUGGAAGCACUCGAUGGCUGUAAGUGACCUGUGUGACCACAUACCCACGUUACAGGUUAAUAUAUAUAUGCUGUCUGUAUUCAGGACUGCUGCUGGAACAAAGUAUGUAUGUAUGUUUUAAGGAUUUUACAGACAUUAGGAUUUCCUUUUGCUUUUCUGUAAAGCUUGUAAUUUUGUUCAUCUUUUGUAAAAAUUCCUAUUUGUGUGAAGUUGGAUGAGAAAGUAAAAAAACCAAGCAGCGUGUGUAAAAAUGUAUUUGUGGUCAUAGUUGUGAGUUGAAAAAUGUCGAACAAAAUUAACUUUGGGGAAAGCUGGAAAAUUCAUUCAAAGUCAGCACCAACUGAAGAAGGUAAAAUAUAGGAACAUAGGCAAGUUUUAGUAUUUGAACAGGCUGUGAAAAGUAAUUAGAAUUAGUACUUAGUAGGAAUUUUUGACUGGGUUUGCACCUGGUUUUAAGUUGGUUACAGUAACUGAUGCAGAAGUUGUCUGUGUAAUGCACUUAACAAUGUUUACCAGGAGGUACCGUCUGAGCAUCUCUGCAAAGGAAGCUGUGCGUGGUGCACCUGCUUUAGAGACAGUGUAGGAAUGGUGAGAGAUGAUGCUGCUAAUAAUUUUGUAGAAGUUUUAGCACAUAGUGCAAUUCAUUAAUGAACUCGAGCAGGAACAGGUUGUUGCUCGGUUUUCUUAACAGUAGAUACUCAUAUAAUGUUGACUCUUGAGUUUUAAUCUUUUUAUUAAGAGCUUUUUAUAUUAAAAAAUAUGUAAUAUAUAUACUUCUUUUUUCCCCCCUAAAGUAAAACGUGCUCUAUGCCCCUGCUGGCUAACUGGGCUCUCUGCACAAAGGCAGACUGAGCUGGAUUUGCUGAAAGAACCGUGUCAGGCUGCCAGGCCAGGGGUGCCCAUGUGCAGCCCACACCCCACUUGGAGUCUGGCUUCCCAAAAAUACCCACAGAACUAUUCAGACACAAAACUGUUUUGGUAGUAAGGAAUUACUUAAACUGAAGGAUGUGAUUCCCACAUUCAUCUUUCAGCUUUGAAGUGGAAUGAUUUUUUGUAACCUCUCAAACCCCCAACCCUGUGUAAAUAAGCAAUAAAUUAUGUAACCAUGCCAAAUGACAAUGUACAGUAAGUUUCAAAGUGCAAGACUCUGGUAUGUUGAUGGUGAUAGUGAGGGAAUUUUCCUGGUCAAGAUCUUGCUGGUGGUGGCAUUACUAAUACUGUGCUUCUGAAUGUUUUAAUCCUUUAUAUAAUAUUUUAAAGUGUGAUGGAAGGUUAAGUUGUUGAGCUAAUGUAUAUUAAAUAACUUUUAUAUUUAUAAGGUUCAUUUUUUUUUCUGAGAAGAAACAAAUUUCAAGACUUCUUUAACCCAUAAAUCCUUGAGAAUGUAGCCAAGUCCUUACUGUUAGGAGCCAGUGAGUGUUAGCAGUUUGAGAACUUCUAAAAAAACAAAAACCAACUUAAAGUCAACAUUUCCUGUUUUUGAAGCAUGGAUAAGUUACUGUCAGGACAUGGUUUAUGUACAUUUGUAUUUCAGAUGGGCUUCUCAGUUCACUUUUACACAGGAUUUUCUUUCUGGAUUUUUCUUUUGUAAGGUUGUAGUUAUAGCUAAGAAUCUGCAUAAAGAACAUAUCCAAAAUAUCCAGUUGUAUGAUUCUGGGGUGUCUUCAGCACCAAACUAAAUCAACAGCUCUUGAUGAAACAGAAGACUGGAAAAGACCUUCAAAAUUGACAGAUACCUUGUUAGGAGAACUGCAACCUUGGUAGUGCAGUUGUGUUUUUAAUCUGGCAUUUUUGUCCUUGACUAAAAUUUUAAGGGUGAACUCGAAUAAAAAUGUCACGAGGACUCCACGUUAGGCCUCAGAUUCUCCCACAGCCAGUGGUGAGUCUGGGUGUACAGCAGGAUGUGGGAUGAAUCAUACAUGGAAUUGUUACUGAUGGAAAGGUCCCUGUUGCCCUUCUGUCUCUGGCUGUGUGCUAUAUUAGUAAUAUUUGGUCUUGAGUUUAGAUCUUACUAAAUAGUCUUGUAAAAUGUAAUUGUUUCAUGAUUUGCUCCUCUUCUGGAGGAGUAACUGACCUGUUGUGGUGUGUCUGCACUUACACAAUGCAAAAAGAGUCAGUUAUCUACAGUUUGUACUUUUUCUUACAGUAAAUGACACCUUCAUCCCCCAAGCACUCCUGAAUCACAGUAAAUUAAAACUGUUUGGAGCUUGAGAAGUAUUUGUACUUAAAUUGUAUCAUUUGAAUCCAGAGAUUUUGCAAAUGGUGUGGUUCUGUUGUAAAUAUCUAGUAAAAGGUGUGUGCAGUGCUGCAUUGACAGUUGUGUUUACAGUAGUUGAUGAUAGUUGGUUUUUGUUACGUAGGUCACGUGUUGUGUCUGGAGCCUGCUAAGAGAGUGGCAUUUUUGGUCAUGUUAGUCUGUACUGAGAGAAUAAAUGUUAACAGAUGUGAUGCUGACAAGUUUAGUUUCAUUGUCAUCGAUUUACAGAAGUACACGGGGGGUGUGUGUGUAAAUAUUUAGAAUUGAGGAGUAUCUCAAACAUCUACAUUGGAUUAUUUUUUUCCCCUAAAACCAUUCACAAUUGUGCCAGUAUACUGAAUAGUUAAGGUCAGUUGUUAAAAAACCUGAAACAACAAAGCAAGAAGCCAAACAGACUGUGGGGGUCUGGUAGAGGUCCAAAGGCCCACGCUGGGGGGGUGCUUGUGCUCACAGUGAAGUUGCAACACUUCCUUGGUUACAUCUGCUUUUAAAUGAGAAAUAUUUAGGGAACCAUAGUUUCUCAAGUGUCAUUUAAGAUUUCUUUUCCAAGUGUAGAAGAAUGUUUAAGUAGUCUUGCAGGUUAAAGACUUAAUGCAUUCUAGACUGUAAAUCUUCUUUGUAAAAACUACUUCCUUUUUUUUCUUGUAUAGAAUACAAAUCACAGUUGUGAAACCCAAAGAUGAAUAAAGCUCUAUAAAGGGAA